CACCUUGCUUAAACACAUUUCCAAAAUGAACAACCGCGGUUUGUUUUGUUUAUUAUUUUUUUUCGUACAAUUGUCUGUGUUAUUAGAUCGACCCUUGACUACUGCGGCACAGGAACCCGCUUUUGAGUUACCUGUAGAGCUAGUUGGGUUUCCUGUUAUAAUUGUUGCAGUGCGCCUAUCCAAUUUUGUCAAGAAACUGGCCUAUUCUCUUAAUCCCAAUACUUAUAGAAGGACACGUCGAGACAUCUCGUCGGAUGAAAUGAUCAAUAUGAUUGAAGCCGAAAAAAGAUUGGUUUCGGAAUUGGGUGAAAAUGUCUGCAUUUAUCCGAAAGUUUGUUUGCAUCACGCAGAAAAAGGCGUGAGGUCAAAUGGUCGACAACAAAUGGUGAUUGAUUGGGACGAAGUUUUCAGUAAAUAUAAAACGUCUCCCGAAAAACAUAAGGAGUUCUACUUAUUGAGUGUGUUCCUAGGAGACUUCAUACAGUCGCCGAAAUUCUGCAAUCAACUAGCCAAGAGAGGACGUGCUUGUAAAGAUGAACAAAGUGCCAAACAUUAGAUAUUUUUUUUUCUGCGUUUUUUAGGAGUAGCCGAUAAAAUUAUUUAUUUAUAUAAAAAUAUUACAAAAAUAAAUAUAUGUUUCCUAUGGU
Psylliodes chrysocephalus is the source of this 647-nucleotide messenger RNA. The record is from the annotation of a GenBank genome assembly. Lineage: Eukaryota; Metazoa; Arthropoda; Insecta; Coleoptera; Chrysomelidae.